AAAUAAACAAACAUGGCUGGAAAGUCUAAGGAAAUUCAAGCCCAAAAGGCCGCAGCCAGAGAAAGCGGCUCAAAGGGAAAGAAGAAGAAGUGGUCUAAAUCAAGAGUUAAGGAGAAGUUGAACAACAAGGUUCUCUUCGACACCAAGUCAUUCAACCAAUUGGUCAAGGAAGUCCCAAAGAUGAAGUUGAUCACCAUUGCUAGAGUUUCUGAAGCUCUCGGUGUUACUGGUAGCGUUGCCAAGAAGGGUUUGAGAUACCUCGAAGAAAAGGAUUUGAUCAAGCCAGUCAUCAAGCACUCUAACAUGAUGAUUUACGUUGUCAAGAAGGAAGAUGCUCCAGUUGAAGCUGCUGUUGAAACCACCAAAUCAAAGAAGAAGUAAAUUUCCGACUUAUAAUAAAAAACAUAAAUUUCAAAA
This is a messenger RNA of Naegleria gruberi, 417 nucleotides long. RefSeq names its product S25 ribosomal protein. The transcript has a single exon. The record is from RefSeq and is a predicted model, not a curated record. Gene Ontology annotation, molecular function: structural constituent of ribosome. Gene Ontology annotation, cellular component: cytosolic small ribosomal subunit. Bases 13 to 381 code for a protein of 122 amino acids. Lineage: Eukaryota; Heterolobosea; Eutetramitea; Acrasida; Naegleriidae.